GGCGGGGCCCCGGGUAAGAUGGCGGCUGCUGCCACAGGUGUGGGCCGCCUCGAGGAGGAGGCGCUGCGGCGGAAAGAACGGCUGAAGGCCCUCCGGGAGAAAACCGGGCGCAAGGACAGGGACGAUGGGGAGCCACAGACCAAGCAGCUCCGAGAAGAGGAGGAAGAAGAUGGGAAGCACAGGGGUCUCAGGCUUCGCAACUAUGUCCCGGAGGAUGAGGACCUGAAGAGGAGGAGGGUCCCCCAUGCCAAACCAGUUGCAGUGGAAGAGAAGGUGAAGGAGCAACUAGAGGCUGCCAAGCCAGAGCCUGUCAUUGAGGAAGUGGAUCUGGCUAACCUGGCACCCCGGAAACCUGAUUGGGAUCUCAAGAGAGAUGUGGCCAAGAAGCUGGAGAAGCUAGAAAAGCGGACCCAGAGAGCCAUCGCAGUGCUGAUCCGUGAACGGCUCAAAGGCCAAGAAGACAGCCUGGCUUCUGCAAUGGAUGCAGUCACAGGCCUGUGA
Chionomys nivalis (European snow vole) is the source of this 501-nucleotide messenger RNA. RefSeq names its product coiled-coil domain-containing protein 12-like. The coding region runs from base 19 to 501 and encodes 160 amino acids. The transcript has a single exon. The record is from RefSeq and is a predicted model, not a curated record. Gene Ontology annotation, cellular component: post-mRNA release spliceosomal complex; U2-type spliceosomal complex. Lineage: Eukaryota; Metazoa; Chordata; Mammalia; Rodentia; Cricetidae.